AUAGCGGCCACAUUCUGAUUUCUUCUGUUCCCUCAUCGGGAGAAGAAGAAAAAAGCAUAAGCAAACGAGCCUGGGAUCUCUCUGGUUUCCUCAUAUCACCAGAGAAAGAAGAGAGGAGGGGAGCGUGCAAGAGGCGGAAAUGGCUGCGAUAUCAGCAGCAUUCUCCGGCUGCUGCUCUUCGUCCUGCCUGUCCCAGCCGGGCCUGCUGCCGACCACAAAGUCGAGAAGGCACUUCAAGGUCACGGCCAUGGCUCCCAAGAACAAGGUGAACAAGUACGACGAGGGGUGGUCAAAGCAGUGGUUCGGGGCGGGGAUCUUCGCGGAGGGGAGCGAGGAGGCCUCCGUGGACGUGUUCAAGAAGCUGGAGAAGCGCAAGGUGCUGAGCACGGUGGAGAAGGCCGGUCUGCUGUCCAAGGCGGAGGAGCUGGGCGUCACGCUCUCCUCGCUGGAGAAGCUGGGCCUGCUCUCCAAGGCCGAGGACCUGGGCCUCCUCAGCCUCGUCGAGACCGCCGCCACCGUGUCCCCCGCCGUGCUCGCCUCGCUCUCGCUGCCGCUGCUCGUCGCCGCCAUCGGCACCGUCGUCCUCGUGCCCGACGACUCCUCGCUGCUCGUCACGCUCCAGACGGUCGUCGCCACGCUCUUCGCCGCCGGCGCCGCAGGGCUGUUCGUCGGCUCCGUCGUGCUCGACGGGCUGCAGGAAGCGGAUUAGCAUCAUGGCGAUUGGCAAAUGGCAACUAGUAUGCUCUGAGUAAACGAUCACCACUCGCAGUUAUGCAUCAUGCAAAGCAAGCGCGAUUGCUCAAGAAAUUGCGAUUACGUGCUUGCUGUGGAUGCUCUGUGUAAUUAGGAAAACAAGUGUUCUUUCGUUCGUCCGAAAAUGCAGAUGCAGAUGUAUGUGGCCAUAGUAUAUUUUCUGUGCCGAGCUCAGCUGACCAUGAUAUGCUGGGCAGUGGGCAAUGACA
Molecule: messenger RNA, 962 nt
Organism: Brachypodium distachyon (stiff brome)
Lineage: Eukaryota; Viridiplantae; Streptophyta; Magnoliopsida; Poales; Poaceae
Exons: 2
Coding region: 140-709 (189 amino acids)
Source: RefSeq, a predicted model, not a curated record